CUACAGCUCUAUAAGUAAACACUCAGCGCGGCGCAGACAUGGCUUCUUCCUAUUUGUGAGGCGGUGGCUGGCAGCAGUGUCUGGGACUGGUUCCGGUUUGCUCUUCUCAGCUUGGCUGGGCAGGCGCACGGUCUAAGAGUCGUCGUCGCAGCCGCCUGUCGGGCCCGGCGUCUGGUCAGUCUCCCUCUCGCUAGUGCGCGCGCACGCCCGCCCACCGCGGAGAACCGGAGCAGCCGGGGAAGCGGCGCGGGCCGGGCCGGGCGGGGCGCGGCGUCCGGAGCACAGGGGGAGACAAAGGGGGCAGGCGCCAAGAUGUGGAUCCAGGUUCGCACCAUCGACGGCUCCCAGACGCGCACCAUUGAGGACGUGUCUCGUAAAGCCACGAUCGAAGAGCUGCGCGAGCGGGUGUGGGCGCUGUUCGACGUGCGGCCCGAGUGCCAGCGCCUCUUCUACCGGGGCAAGCAGCUGGAAAAUGGAUAUACUUUAUUUGACUAUGAUGUUGGACUGAAUGAUAUAAUUCAGCUACUAGUUCGACCGGACCCUGAUCUUCCUAGCACAUCUAAACAGACUGAUGUACAGGCCAAACCCUGUUCUAAAAGUCCACCUAAAGUAAAGAAAACUUCAAGGGUGGGAAUUUCCAGUCAGCCAUCUACGUCAACUCGUGCCUGUCUUAUUGAUCCUGGCUUUGGACUGUAUAAGGUAAAUGAAUUGGUGGAUGCCAGAGAUGUCGGCCUUGGUGCUUGGUUUGAAGCACAUAUACAUAGUGUUACUAGAGCUUCUGAAGGACAUUCACGUGGCAAAACUCCACUGAAGAAUGGCAGUUCUUAUAAAAGGACUAAUGGAAAUGUAAAUCAUAAUUACAAAGAGAACACAAAUAAAUUGGACAAUGUACCUUCUACGUCUAAUUCAGACUCUGUUGCUGCUGAUGAAGACGUUAUUUAUCAUAUCAAGUAUGAUGAAUAUCCAGAAAGCGGUACUCUAGAAAUGAGUGUCAAGGAUCUUCGACCACGAGCUAGAACCAUUUUGAAGUGGAAUGAACUAAAUAUUGGUGAUGUGGUAAUGGUUAAUUACAAUGUAGAAAAUCCUGGACAAAGAGGAUUUUGGUUUGAUGCAGAAAUUACCACACUGAAGACAAUCUCAAGGACCAAAAAAGAACUUCGUGUGAAAAUUUUCCUGGGGGGUUCUGAAGGAACAUUAAAUGACUGCAAGGUAAUAUUCAUAGAUGAAAUCUUCAAGAUCGAGAAACCGGGAGCCCAUCCUCUUUCAUUUGCAGAUGGAAAGUUUUUAAGGAAAAAUGACCCUGAAUGUGACCUGUGUGGCGGAGACCCAGAUAAGAAAUGCCGUUCUUGUUCCUGUCAUGUAUGUGGUGGGAAAUAUGAACCCAACAUGCAACUUCUAUGUGAUGAAUGUAAUAUGGCCUAUCAUAUUUACUGCCUGAAUCCACCUUUGGAUAAGGUCCCAGAAGAGGAAUACUGGUAUUGUCCUUCCUGUAAAACUGAUUCCAGUGAGGUUGUAAAGGCUGGUGAAAGACUCAAGAUGAGUAAAAAGAAAGCAAAGAUGCCAUCAGCUAGUACUGAAAGCCGGAGAGACUGGGGCAGGGGAAUGGCCUGUGUUGGUCGUACAAGAGAAUGUACUAUUGUCCCUUCUAAUCAUUAUGGACCUAUUCCUGGUAUUCCUGUAGGAUCAACUUGGAGAUUUAGAGUUCAGGUGAGCGAAGCAGGUGUUCAUAGGCCCCAUGUUGGUGGAAUUCAUGGUCGAAGUAAUGAUGGGGCUUAUUCUCUUGUCCUGGCUGGUGGAUUUGCAGAUGAAGUAGACCGAGGUGAUGAAUUCACAUAUACUGGAAGUGGUGGGAAAAAUCUUGCCGGUAAUAAGAGAAUUGGUGCACCGUCGGCUGAUCAAACAUUAACAAACAUGAACAGGGCAUUGGCCCUAAACUGUGAUGCUCCAUUGGAUGAUAAAAUUGGAGCAGAGUCUCGGAAUUGGAGAGCUGGUAAGCCAGUCAGAGUGAUACGCAGUUUUAAAGGGAGGAAGAUCAGCAAAUAUGCUCCUGAAGAAGGCAACAGAUAUGAUGGCAUUUAUAAGGUGGUGAAAUACUGGCCAGAGAUUUCAUCAAGUCAUGGAUUCUUAGUCUGGCGCUAUCUUUUAAGAAGAGAUGAUGUUGAACCUGCUCCUUGGACCUCAGAAGGAAUAGAACGGUCAAGGAGAUUAUGUCUACGUUUACAGUAUCCAGCAGGUUAUCCUUCAGAUAAGGAAGGGAAGAAGAAUAAAGGACAGUCAAAGAAGCAGGCCAGCGGAAGCACAAAAAGGCCAGCUGCAGAUGAUGAGUGUCCAAGUGCCUCCAAAGUGUUCAAAGCGUCAGAUUCAGCAGAAGCAGUUGAGGCUUUCCAACUAACCCCUCAACAGCAACAUCUAAUCAGAGAAGAUUGUCAAAACCAGAAGUUAUGGGAUGAAGUACUUGCAUCUCUUGUGGAAGGACCAAAUUUUCUGAAAAAAUUGGAACAAUCUUUUAUGUGCGUCUGCUGCCAGGAGCUAGUUUACCAACCUGUGACAACAGAGUGCUUCCAUAAUGUCUGUAAAGAUUGCUUGCAGCGCUCCUUUAAGGCUCAAGUUUUCUCCUGCCCUGCCUGCCGGCAUGAUCUUGGCCAGAAUUACAUCAUGAUUCCCAAUGAGAUUCUUCAGACUCUACUUGACCUUUUCUUCCCUGGCUACAGCAAAGGACGAUGAUCUGUCUAAUUCUACUGUGCUGUUCCUGGUGGGGCUUUUUGGACAAUAAAGAAUCUAAAGUGGGUGGGGAGGGUAGAAGCAAUGGUGGACCAUAUCUUUCACAUUUUGAAGCAGCUAAUCCUCUUUCCCACAUAGCCAUCAUCUUGUGUGUGUAGUAAGAGGCCCAUUUCUCAACUGUCUUUUAAAUAUCAAAAGGUAGUUCCUGUCAGUAACAACUAGUUUAAUGAGUAAAAAGUGAAAGCCUCAGCUCUAGUCGAUAAACAAGUUAUGAUUUAUUUUGCAACUACCUCAGGACAGAAAAGACUUAUGGGGAUUUUAAAAAUCAUUGAAUAAUUAGUUAAGUGAAGUUUUAGCUACACACUGCCUCCCAAAUAUUAGUUGUGCCUGGUUAUUGUAAUUUGAUUUUUCAGAAAAGGAAAUGAUACUUGAGAUCCUUGGAACGAACGCAGCUUCUGUAGUGUGUAUAAUACUUUUUUUAACGUCUCUUCUUCCAUUACAGUGUGUGUUUAGCAAGGACAGGUUUAUUUUUAGCCCAUUUUGUGAGCUUCAUUGUGCUUUUUUCUGGUGUUUUAUGCAAGUUGACUACUAAUGAUUAAUGAGAACAAUAUGAAUGCAUUGUUGCUGCAUUAGUGUAAUGUGGUGUGUGGUUUUGCACUUAAAAGAGGUAUUCAGAUGCUGUAGUUGUAAAUGUUCAUGAACAGCCACUUCUGUACUUAGUCAAAUUGCUUUUAGUUAGUCUCACCAGUGGUUUUACAUCUGCAAAGUUUUGAGGGCUGUGCUGACUUUUGAGAGGAUUGAAAUUGCUUCAUAUUGUGAUUCUAAAUUUUAUAUUCACUAUAUUCCCUAA
Cynocephalus volans (Philippine flying lemur) is the source of this 3571-nucleotide messenger RNA. It is a transcript of the gene UHRF2, whose product is annotated as ubiquitin like with PHD and ring finger domains 2. The record is from RefSeq and is a predicted model, not a curated record. Gene Ontology annotation, molecular function: protein binding; ubiquitin protein ligase activity. Lineage: Eukaryota; Metazoa; Chordata; Mammalia; Dermoptera; Cynocephalidae. The transcript has 16 exons. Gene Ontology annotation, biological process: negative regulation of gene expression via chromosomal CpG island methylation; protein ubiquitination. Bases 313 to 2724 code for a protein of 803 amino acids.